Emiliania huxleyi CCMP1516 is the source of this 1423-nucleotide messenger RNA. RefSeq lists its product as hypothetical. The transcript has 8 exons. The record is from RefSeq and is a predicted model, not a curated record. Bases 31 to 1368 code for a protein of 445 amino acids. Lineage: Eukaryota; Haptophyta; Isochrysidales; Noelaerhabdaceae.
CGCACCUUCGCGCAGUGGCAGGCCGCGGGCAUGCUCCUCCUCACCGUCGGCAUCGCUGUCACCAAGCUCGAGGAUUCAUUCGACACCGACCAGCUCGGCGGCAUGACCGUCAUCGGCUGCUCGCUUGUGAUUAUGCUGUACGGCCUCGUCUCUUUCCUGCACCGGCUCAAAAAGAUUAAGCGCAAGGACCCGACCGGGUAUGACGACCCGCUCGGCCCCGUCGCGCUCAUCUUCGUCCUCUUCGCCGCAGUUGCCCUGUACCUCCGCCGCAUGUACGGCUUCAAUUGGGACACUGAAGGCAUGCUCACGGCCGACACGCCCUUCUUCGAGGCCUUCAAGGUCCCCCUUGCCCCAUCGCACUUUGCGGACGAGGCGGCCGCCGUCCAGGUGGUGGCGAGGGCGCUGCAGGCUUCGGCCGCCGUCGCGUCGGUCACUCUCGCAAACGCGACCUUUGAGCUCCUGCGCCGCACGCACCUCGACACGCACCACGCGACUCCUCUCCACUCCUUCCGAGAGAUUUUCAACGCCAGCGGCACGGCGGUCACGCUCACCACGCUGCUGACGGCCGCGGGAGCGCGCCGCAAGAGCCGCAGCUUUGGCUCCGGGAGCGGCAAGGGGACGCUGACAGGCCUGGCGAUGAGCAUCCGCGGUGGCGACUUUGCGGAGCUCGCCUCCACCGCCGCAAACUGCGUUGGACGGUACGCGGCGCACUGCGACGUCAGGAUCGUGCGGACCUCGCACGCGAUGGCGAGGGAGCUCACGGUCACGCGCGUGCCGCACACGGCGUCGGUCACGUCGGUUGGCGAUCUACGCGGGUACUUUGCCCUGCCGCGCGACGUGGGCGGCAGUAUGCGCGCCGCGCCCUUUCUGACCGCGCGGUGGUCACCGCUCCUGCCCGCCCGCCCCUCCUGCUCGGACGGCGAGCGGUUGUACGUGGUGGGCGAGCACUACUAUUGGAGGGUGCGGCUCCCGUUCUCUCUCGCGGCGGCGCCGGAGUCUCGCCUCGUCGCGUCGCUUACCACACGGUAUGACACGCCGCAGCUGGCGGUGCGGCCGGACCGGGCGCCGCGCGAGGACUCGGAGCUGUCCUUCCGGCUCGCCAGCCAGGCUCGCGCGCUCCCGACGUCACGCCCGAGGGCGGCGACCUCGCCGGCCCCUCCCUCCUCGCCGCGCGUGCGCUCUACAGCGAGCUGCGCAGCGCGCCUUGGGCAGCACCGUAAGGAGUGUGUGAGCGCUCAGCGGACAGGCGCGGUGAUUUAUUUUCCUCACCUGGCCCUGGCGCGCUGGCCACGACCCUGCCACGUGGUUCGGUCUACGGCCACGAGCGUGUCUCUAGACUUCCUUGUGGCACGUCCACUUCGCACUUGACACUCUAAGAUGCCCUCUGUAACACUAUAAGAGAUCUCAAACUGCUGCACACUGC